Molecule: messenger RNA, 2493 nt
Organism: Bufo gargarizans (Asiatic toad)
Lineage: Eukaryota; Metazoa; Chordata; Amphibia; Anura; Bufonidae
Product: zinc finger protein OZF-like
Exons: 2
Coding region: 27-1688 (553 amino acids)
Biological process (GO): regulation of transcription by RNA polymerase II
Cellular component (GO): nucleus
Molecular function (GO): DNA-binding transcription factor activity, RNA polymerase II-specific; RNA polymerase II transcription regulatory region sequence-specific DNA binding
Source: RefSeq, a predicted model, not a curated record
GACACAAGGACCUGUACAAGGAGGCCAUGAUGGAGGAGCACCAGCCUCUUAUAUCACAAGAAAUUCCCAGUAAGCGUUCUGAGGAAAACUUCAUGUUGUUACGAAAUUAUAAAGUAGAAGAUGAAGAUAUAAUGCAGCGCUCUUCAGGAGAAAACCUUAAUGUUCAUCCAGGACUUCACAGUACAGAAUUAUCAUAUAAUAGGGAACCUUUUACUGAACAAUCGCACGUUGUUAUCACAGGUACAGCUCAAAAAGGUGGUAAAAGUGGUAAACAGUUCACAAAAAGCUUGGACCUUUCUAAACAAAAAAGAACUCACACAGGAGAGAAGCCAUAUUCAUGUUCAGAAUGUGGAAAAUGUUUUACACAAAAAUCAGAUCUUGUUAAUCAUCAUAGAUUUCACACAGGAGACAAACCAUAUUCAUGUUCAGAAUGUGGGAAAUGUUUUACACAGAAAUCACAUCUUAUUACACAUGAGAGAAGUCACACAGGAGACAAACCAUAUUCAUGUUCAGAAUGUGGGAAAUGUUUUGCACAAAAAUCAGCCCUUGUUAAACAUCAUAGAUUUCACACACGAGACAAACCAUAUUCAUGUUCAGAAUGUGAGAAAUGUUUUACACAGAAAUCUCAUCUGAUUACACAUGAGAGAAGUCACACAGGAGAGAAGCCAUUUUCAUGUUCAGAAUGUGGAAAAUGUUUUACACAGAAAUCUCAUCUGAUUACACAUGAGAGAAUUCACACGGGAGAGAAGCCAUAUUCAUGUUCAGAAUGUGGAAAAUGUUUUACACAAAAAUCAGAUCUUGUUAAACAUGAGACCAGUCACACAGGAGAGAAGCCAUAUUUAUGUUCAGAAUGUGGGAAAUGUUUUAUACAAAAAUCAGUCCUUGUUAAUCAUCAGAGAUUUCACACAGGAGAGAAGCCAUAUUCAUGUUCAGAAUGUGGGAAAUGUUUUACACACAAAUCGGAUCUUGUUAAACAUCAGAGAAGUCACACAGGAGAGAAGCCAUAUUCAUGUUCAGAAUGUGGGAAAUGUUUUACGCAGAAAUCUCAUCUUAUUACACAUAAGAGAAGUCACACAGGAGAAAAGUCAUAUUCAUGUUUAGAAUGUGGAAAAUGUUUUACACAAAAAUCUGAUCUUGUUAAACAUCAGAGAGUUCAAACAGGAGAGAAGCCAUUUUCAUGUUCAGAAUGUGGGAACUGUUUUACACACAAAUCAGAUCUUGUUAAACAUCAGACCAGUCAUACAGUAGAGAAGCCAUAUUUAUGUUCAGAAUGUGGGAAAUGUUUUAAACAUAAAUCAAAUCUUAUUACACAUGAGAGAAGCCACACAGGAGAGAAGCCAUAUUCAUGUACAGAAUGUGAAAAAUGUUUUACACAGAAAGUACAUCUUAUUACACAUCAGAGAAGCCACACAGGAGAGAAGCCAUAUUCAUGUUCAGAAUGUGGAAAAUGUUUUGCACGCAAAUCAGUCCUUGUUAAACAUCAUAGAUUUCACACAGGAGACAAACCAUAUUCAUGUUCAGAAUGUGGGAAAUGUUUUACACAGAAAUCACAUCUUGUUACACAUCAGAGAUUUCACACAGGAGAGACACCAUAUUCGUGUUCAGAAUGUGGGAAAUGUUUUAAAAAUAAAUCACAUCUUGUUACACAUGAGAGAAGUCACACAGGAGAGAAGCCGUAUUUAUGUUGAGAAUGUGGGGAAUUUUUUAGAAGUAAACCACAUCUUGUUAUUCAUGAGAAAAUUCACACAAGAGGUACACUAUAUUGAUGUUCAGAAUGUGGGAAAUGUUUUACAAAAAAAUCAGGUCUUGUUAACCAUGAGAAAAGUCACAAAGGAGAGAAACCAUUUUCACAUAUUUUAACAUAUCAUCAAUUUAUUGAUGGACCUUAAACAGCCAAUAAAAUAUUUUUUAUUUUUGGUUACAAUUAUUCUGGAUCUCCCAGAUGACCAAAUUAAUAUUUCUCUGAUGUAAACUGUGACUGAGAUCCACAAAGGAAAAGUGUUGUGGAUAUAAGGAAGAGAAGAAGAGCUUUGUUUACUUCCAGAGCAGUGAAGAUUAAUUGUCCCCAUGAACCUUGCUUCUUAUCACUGUAUUCACACCUCCCUCCACCCACACUGCGGGAGAGUCCAGAGUGACAUGGGGAGAAGUAACAACGCUCCAUGGAAUUGUUUUAAAAGUAAUGGACUCUCCAGGCUUUUGGGGAGAUCAAUCCUUUCUUCUGUCCUGUGGAAGAAAGAUGUUUUAGUUAGCACUUGUCCACUAAUAUGCUGCAGUCUCUGCUUAGCUCACACAGGCUGCGGGCUCUUCCCUCUAUGUCCUGACCACAUUAUAUUAACCAAAUAAUAUUAAAUGCUAAUGAACAGAAAAGGAACAUAUCCAGUCAAGAUCCUCAACCUGUGGGUUUGCAGCAGAGUCUGCUUUUCAAUGAGCAGGUACGCACUAAACUGUCUUCCAUGGCACAGAAGAAAAGAUGGGUUUUCUAAAAACAAAACA